AACUGAUGGUGCUUAAUGUAUAACUUGAAUCUGUAUCAAUAGAUGAGAAUGAAUAUCUUGCCUUAUAGGAAGAUAAGUUGUUAAAUAAAAUGAAGAAAAAACAAGUAUGAUAUCAUUUAUAAUGGAGGAACGAGAAUUAGAAUAAUUAAAAUUAUAUGAACAAUAAAAAGCAGAAUAAGAGAAACAUAAAUUCUCUAUUCUUGAAUAGACUAAAUCUAAAUAAUAGUAAGUUGAAGAGACUUUGAAAGAAAAGAAAUUAUUGGUAAAAUAUAAUAUAUAUGUAUAUAUUAUAGAUUGAAUUAAAGAAGAAAGAAAAAGAAAAGGAGAAAUUAAUUCAAAUUUAGAAGAUAGAAUAAGGUCAUUUGAAAGAAUUAAAAUAAAUUGAUUUAUCAAAUGAUAAAGUAUUGGAGUAACUUAAUGACCAUUAAAAUAAUAAAGAAACUAUUUUAACUAAUAGAAAUAAAAAAUCAACUGUUAAAAAGUAUUAGAUUUAUUGUAAAUCUAAGAAUAGCAGAAGGAAUAGUAAAAACAUAAUAGGAAGAGAUUUUAAUCAAAAAAUUACAAUUAGAUAAGAAUUAAAAAGAAUAAGAGGAAUUAUGGAAGGAAUUAAAUGAUAAAAAAGAAAUGAUAUUGAAUGAAUUGAAAUUAGCUAAGAAGAAAUAAAUUAAGAAAAUCAAAUAAAAAAAUGAAGAAGAGAAAAAUGCUUAUUAUUAAGAUAAAUUAUAAAAGAUAGAAUAAUAUAAAAAGAAAUUAGAUGAAAUAGAAGUUAAUUAAUAAACUAAAUAGGAAAUGUUAGAACAUAAGAAAAAGGAAAAAUUAGAAAAAUUGAAAAAAGUUAUGGUAUGGAUAUUUCAAUUUAUUUUAAAUUAGUAAAACUAUAAAAAAAUUAUGGCUGAAAAAAAUGACAAGGCAUAAAUGAAAGUAUAAUAAGUAGAAGAGAAAAUAAAUUCAAUAUAAGAGAAAUUAAAAUAAGCAGAGGAUAAGAUAGAAGUAUUUGAAAUGGAUAAAAAUAAUCAUAGAAAAAAUGUAAUAUUAAAUACUUAAUUAUAGAUAAAAUCAAAGAAUGGUAAUAUUUUAAAUAAUAAAAAUGAAACAUUUUAAGAAAAGUUAAGAUUAAAAGAUGAAGAACAUUUAAAAUCAAUUACUGAAACAUAAUCCUUAACUAGAUUAAAAUUAGAAUAAGAAAAAUAGAAAAAAGAAGAAAAAAUUAAAGAACAUAAAUAAAAAGCAGCAGAAAUGCUUAAAGAGAUUGUAGAAACAAAAAAUAAAAAAUUAUAAGAGAAAUUAGAAAAGGCAUAAUAAUUUAAAGAUGAUAAAGAGAAAUUAUUUUAAUAACAAUAAAUGUUAGCUAAAGAUAUUGAACGAUAAAAAAAAUAAAUAUUACUGAAGAGUCCUAAAAACAAAAAUUUAGAUUAAUGA
Molecule: messenger RNA, 1419 nt
Organism: Paramecium primaurelia
Lineage: Eukaryota; Ciliophora; Oligohymenophorea; Peniculida; Parameciidae
Source: the annotation of a GenBank genome assembly